GAAUUGAGGAGAGGACAUAUAAGAAUGUGAAAAAAACACCAAAAACACGAUUUUCAUUGGGGUGAGUCUUUCAGGUCAUCACAACAUCACUUUAGAAAUUAAAAAGGUGACCACAUAAACAAAACGUUUUUGUUGUUAUUAUUUCAUUCAGUAAGUUAUAAAGAAAACAUGACUACUACAUAACUAUCUGGGCAGAUAAAAAGACAGUAAACUGUGGUAUCUGUCCAGUUGAUCACUCUGAAUUAGAUAACACAUACGCGCGCGCGCACACAUACACACGCAAAAAUGUCUUUUGACUGUCCUGCCAAAAAGGAGGGUGGGGUUUGGAGCCUCCUUUUCCUAACCAAGUUCUGGACACUCCGCCUUUUUGGCCAGGGUGAUCGAGUUUCCGUUACCGAAUUCCUGGAACAGGCAUUCACCGGUGGGACAGAACAGACCGCCGGACCUCCAGCCUCGUAAUCGAGUCAGGAAAAGUCAAACCGCCGAAAAUGCUGACGCAGGGAAAGUUGACUGCUGCCACGUCGAGAACGCUGACUUCAUGUGUGAACAUCUGGGACGUUCUUGUGAAGGCGGAGAAGCGCAACAGUUAGGUUGACUCAUGCUGUUUGAACACGGCUGGACGAGGUUUGAUGGCCGCGGCUUCCAUCUAUUUCCGCUCGGGAUUGACUCACUGGCAGACAGGAGCACACUCAUCCACAGCUGUCCACACAGCCCGGGGUCUGGAGCCGCCGCCGGGGUGAUCCAGCCCCUGUCAGGUGAAAGGCGUGGUUCUGGGCGGGUAAACUUUGUUCCAGCUUCACCUGAGCGAGAGAUCCAGUGACUUGAGAUUGAGCGUCUUUUUGGAGAACUCCCGCGAACACAUCUCCAUCGAACGGACCCAUGUCUGAAGUGUCUUUUUUCACGCGGACAUUGUGUGGACCGUAAUGACUUGAUUGGACCGGACCAAAUUGUUUGAGGAUCGAUUUGGGAUUAUGGCGCUGUCUCAGAUCCAGUGUCUGGACGAUCACCACGUCAACUGGCGCGUGAGCGAGGGCAAGCCCGAGUUUUUCUACAGCGAAGACCAACGGCUGGCGCUCGAGGCGCUCAUCAGCUCGGGCCAUGAUGCGUUCACGGACUACAUCAACAAGCACAGUAUUCGGGAGUUCCUCUCGGAGCUGGAGUUGGAGCGCAUUGUUCGCACAGCGGAGGCCUACCGGCCGGGGCACGAACAACACCAAAAAUCGGAGCUGUUGGGACCGGGAAACGGCCCCCCAGGACCCACCGAGGUAGGAGCCGAAGACGGGGAGGUGUCGCUGGAGUAUUGGCCGGACCGGUCUGAGGCCUCGGUGGUUGAGCUGGACCUGGGGUGGCCAGACGCCAUCUCAUACCGGGGGGUCACGCGCGUGACCGUGCACACACAGCCUCCCAUCGACGGGCAGACGCACAUCAAGGAGGUGGUGCGCAAGAGCAUCGCAUCAGCCCAGAAGGUGAUAGCUGUGGUGAUGGACGUGUUCACAGACGUGGAUAUCUUUCGGGACCUGCUGGACGCAUCCUACAAACGGCGAAUUCCAGUGUACAUAAUCAUCGACGUCGCUGCGGUCCCCGGCUUUCUUUCCAUGUGUGGCAGAGCCAGUAUGCACCGCGGCCACCUAAAAAACCUGCGUGUGCGCUGCUGCGGAGGUGUGGAGUUCUUUGCAAGAUCAGCACAGAAGGUGCAUGGAUCUCUGAACCAGAAGUUUCUCCUGACAGAUGGAGACAGAGCCAUUUCUGGUUCAUACAGUUUCACUUGGUCCUCGUCCCGUUUGGACCGUAAUCUCAUCACGGUGAUCUCUGGCCAGGCAGUGGAGGCCUUUGAUAUCCAAUUCCGUGACCUUUACCUCAUGUCCAGAAGCGUUUCGCUCAGUAAGGUUCCCAUGGCAGAUGAACCGACCCCUGACCCGGUUCCCCAGGCAGCACCACCUCCUGUUUCUGCUGCUGUUGCAAGAAAACUUAUUAACCCCAAGUAUGCUCUUGUCGCCUCGGGCACGAGCCCCACUUCCUCUGAUCAGAACUCCAGCAACAAAAACUCAAACUCACAGAAUCCCACUGGGCUAAAAGUGAAUAAGGGACGUCUGAAGGAUGUUGUGAAAGAACCGCCCUUACAUCCUGGCUUAGCCCAUCUGGAGAAAGCGUAUUUGAUCCCGUACCUGCCCACCUGGCCAGAGCCGGAUCCUCCAAGCGACGUGAUUGGCUUCAUCAACAUCAGAGAUGAAAAGAGGGCCAAUCAAGUUCACUUGCAGAGGUCGGAGCGGUUUGAGGUCAGUCAGGCUAUCCGCUUUAGCUCACCACUGACUCCACAAAGCCACACUGUGGAAUCUGCUACAAGUCAGCCUGCAGCAGAGGCUCCAAAACCUAAGGAGCAGACUGGAAAUGCAAGCCCAGAAGCCUCAAACCCCACAACUUUAACCAAUCAACCGCUCAGUCCGCACGCAGCUAAGAACACAGACAGUAUUGAUGCAACAGAUUCCCUUCAAACAUCUCACACCGCUCCAAUCCAGGCAGCCCAAAAAACAGAUGCACCCCUCCCCUCAUCCCCAUCCAAAGUUACUGCUGAAGCACAGACUGCUGACAGUGCUCAACAAAUUUCUGAAGCACAAACUGCUGCUCCCCCCGUUCCGAAACGCCGUACGCUCCAGCUAGUCAUAGAUCCCAAUUCUUCUGAGCAUCCUAGUGAAGCUGAGGUCACCUUAGUUAAAAUGGACUCCAAGGAAAGCCUAAAAACAGAGCGUGCCUCAAAAGAGCGGACUCCUGGCCGCCUUCGCCUCACCUCCAGAGACGAUGACUCCGGCAGCAACGAGGAGGGCAGCCAGGACAGUACCAAAGUCAUGUGUGACCGAGCAGCCAACGAAGAGCCCUCCAGUGCCUCCACGGCGUCAGAGGAGGACUUCUCUGACUGCUCCCAGCAGCAGCAACACGACCCUCUGACCAACGGAGUGCACCAGGGAUCCAGCCGGGGCAACCAUCAAGGGGAUGGGCUCAACAUAAUGGCCCGUUUCUCUCAAAGCAUGCUGGACCUGAGGGAGCCCAGCCAAUCGGACGACGGCGUUUCCCUGAUUCAUCAGUCCCAGCAGCUGUGCAGGAUGGGACACCCCUCCCCACACAGAAACAUUGGAGAGCUGUUCCAGACCUCCAGAUCUCCAGGUCGUGACGCCAGACUCAAAGGACCCAAAGUAAUCAUAGCUAAGCCUGGAAGUUUCCAUCGUCCCAGUCGAGCAGCUGUGCCCGUGAUUGGAGGCUACCGUUACUGGCAAGGCCAGACGGGGCAGUCCGAUUCGAACCACCUGCGAGUGGAGGGCCGGUCCGGGCGCUCCCCACGCCGACACAGCCCAGGCUACAGGAAGGCGGAACGCACAUCGCAGGACCCUGACGCAGAGCCGUCAGGCUUUUUCGGAGUGUCUCUCUCAAAACUUGGCAACUUCAGAAACUUGAGAGCUCGGGGAGGAGCCUCUCAGAAAAAGGUUUCCCAGAAUAAUAAAGCUGUCAGGUAGAACUGCCAGCGAGGAGAAGAUCUUUCUAACUUCUAGACUCUCACAUUCAAAAACUAUUUAUAAUCAUGGAUUUUAGACUGUGCGAAAUACUGACAUAUCAGUUCAGUUUGUGUUUACAAAUAACUGGUUGACAAGGAACUGCUUGACAGGAAAAGGCUCCUAUAAUCCGAAUUAUCAGAUAUUGUUCUAUAUUUGAUGAGUUCUGGUUAUUCUUUUCUACCGACUCAAACACUAGUCCUUUCAACUUUAUGUACAACAAAUGUGUGUAGUUUACUUCAAUGGAUUUCUUCCUCUUCUUUCUAUUGUGACAGUAGCAUCUGUCCAGCAGACUCAGAUAAAAAUACAUGUGAGUUUUGUAAAGUAGUGUUUUAUCUAAUCCAGCUUUGUUACUGAAGGCAAAGAGAUGAGUUUACUAAUGCAGAGAGGAUUGUACUAGGAUUUCUAUUGCAUUCCAUUAUUAGGGAGUACUUUUAAAAACUGUUUCAAAUGUAGGAAUGUUUGACAUUAAUCAUUGUCACAGAACAAAAAGUGAAUGUUUUAAUAAAAUUACAGACUGUCAUGGA
This is a messenger RNA of Oryzias latipes (Japanese medaka), 4069 nucleotides long. RefSeq names its product family with sequence similarity 83 member Gb (gene sack1gb). Gene Ontology annotation, biological process: signal transduction. Gene Ontology annotation, molecular function: protein kinase binding. Lineage: Eukaryota; Metazoa; Chordata; Actinopteri; Beloniformes; Adrianichthyidae. The record is from RefSeq and is a predicted model, not a curated record.